AUGAAGCCACGCCGGUCGAGCUGCACCGACUCUGGAUCCGAGUCCUCUGAAGUAGACUCCAAAAGCCCAGAGAAGUAUGAAUCGGCCACUCGCCGAAGGAUGGCCGCCAACGCCAGAGAGAGGAAGAGGAUGCAGGGUUUGAACACAGCCUUCGACCGCUUACGAAAGGUUGUCCCGCAAUGGGGUCAAGAUAAGAAACUGUCCAAGUAUGAGACCUUGCAGAUGGCUCUCAGCUAUAUCAUGGCCCUCAACCGGAUCUUGAUGGACACAAAGAGGCACAACACUGCACACAGGCAGUGGGUGGACUUGCAGUUUGACUGCGUGCAGCCUGACAACUAUCAGUACCUUGUAAGGUACGACUCCACCGGGCAGGACUAUAUCAACUCCUCUUUCUCUUAUCAGUUUGAAGGGCAUCAGCUCCCCAUAUAA
Messenger RNA from Nerophis lumbriciformis (worm pipefish), 429 nucleotides. NCBI's taxonomy places the organism in Eukaryota, Metazoa, Chordata, Actinopteri, Syngnathiformes, Syngnathidae. The record is from RefSeq and is a predicted model, not a curated record.